UCAGUUUCCCCAGUGGUCACCUUUGAAAAGGGAAAAAUGUGUGAAAAUAGGCAACGCUGAAUAUAAACCACUUAAUUCAGCCUCCGCUCCUGUGAGGGCGUGGGGGAAAGCCAGUGGAAGAGGGGCUAGAGAGGAGGAAGAGGCGGGAGGUGCGGCGGUUCACAGGUGACGCUCCUCCCGCCUCCCAAGCAGAGCUCCAGGCGCACAUCCGCAGUCAGCCACCUCGCGUGCGCCUCCAGGAGCGAGGAUGGAGAGGCUGGUGAUCAGGAUGCCCUUCUGUCAUCUGUCUACCUACAGCCUGGUUUGGGGCAUGGCAGCAGUGGUGCUGUGCGCAGCACAAGUGCAAGUGGUGACCCAGGAUGAAAGAGAGCAGCUGUACACUCCUGCUUCCUUAAGAUGCUCUCUGCAAAAUGCCCAGGAAGUCCUGAUUGUGACAUGGCAGAAAAAGAAAGCUGUAAGCCCAGAAAACAUGGUCACCUUCAGCGAGAACCAUGGGGUGGUGAUCCAGCCUGCCUAUAAGGACAAGAUAAACAUUACCCAGCUGGGACUCCAAAACACAACCAUCACCUUCUGGAAUAUCACCCUGGAGGAUGAAGGGUGUUACAUGUGUCUCUUCAAUACCUUUGGUUCUGGGAAGAUCUCAGGAACAGCCUGCCUCACGGUCUAUGUACAGCCCAUAGUAUCCCUUCACUACAAAUACUCUGAAGACCACCUAAACAUCACUUGCUCUGCCACUGCCCGCCCAGCCCCCAUGAUCUUCUGGAAGGUCCCUCGGUCAGGGUUUGAAAAUAGUACAGUGACUCUGUCUCACCCAAAUGGGACCACAUCUGUUACCAGCAUCCUCCAGAUCAAAGACCCUAAGAAUCAGGUGGGGAAGGAGGUGAUCUGCCAGGUGCUGCACCUGGGGACUGUGACUGACUUUAAGCAAACCUUCGACAAAGGCUAUUGGUUUUCAGUUCCACUAUUGUUAAGCAUUGUUUCCCUGGUAAUUCUCCUGGUCCUAAUCUCAAUCUUACUGUACUGGAAACGUCACCGGAAUCAGGAUCGAGGUGAAGCCCUAAAUGAGUCACACAGCACCCUGAAAGUGAUUCCCUGGUCUACUUGAAUUUGACACGAGAGAAAAGCAGGAGGAAAAGGGGCCAUUCUCCAAAGGACCUGAAAGAGCAAAAGAGGUGGGAGCGAAAGCCUUAAGGAUCCCACGACUUUUUACUGCCAUCUGAGCUACUCAGUGUUUGAAUCCCAAGAGGAAGUCAUUUUACCUCUCAGGUCUGUUGUAGGACUUGAUUUUGUAAAGCAAUGCCAUGUUAUGUGGUUGAAAGAGCACUGGACUUAGUAUCAGGAGCACUGAGCUCAUAGACUGACUUGGACUCCUACUGGUGGGGACCUCUGUUAGUCACUUUACCUCAUCCAAAGUAUAAAGGAAUUGGACCAAAUAAUUUACCACAUAGCUCUAAAACUUAAUUUAAAAUGUAAUUCUAGAAAAAAAAAAAGGGAAUAAGCAAAGAGGAAAGAAGUGAAAGAGAGAGAGAAGAAAGAAUACAGAGAGAUGACCUUUUGCCUUUCUGUUGAUGUUAUAUCCCUUCUUCCUAUAUUCUUAGGUCUAUGAGUCUGUUUCCCCAUCAUUUGGUAUCUAGUCCACUUCCUGCUUACUGCUUUGCUAAUAGCUGGCCUUGCUAGAAUCAUUGGUUUCACUGCUGUUCUUCAUGUGCUUCUGUGAGAUUUACUCCAACAAAAAUAGGACUGAAUUUAUUGUGAAGUAACAUUGGCAAUCUUAACUUAUUCAUUUAGCUUACCUAUUUUUAUAGCUGGAUAAAUAUUGUUAGUCUUAGAAUAGCUCACAUUUUUUGAGAAGCAUGCUUUCCCUGUCCAUUUGUCUCAUAACAUGACCCAGCCCUAUUUUAAGUCAUUCUAAAUUCAGCCUCAUAUAAUGAAAAUACAUUAUGAAAACAGAUGUUUAGGAGAUUUCCUGUAUAGCAGUCAGCCAAUUCAUAUGCUUUGUCUCUGCUGACUUCUGUUGCCAUGCAUUAACUUUUCAUAAUAGCAGAGGAGGCAAAUAUGAGCAUACAAUCCCUUUGUUCUAAAGAUAUUGUUCCAGCUAGUGGAAUGAUGUUGAAUCUUUAAUAACCGUAAGACCAAAUUAGUUGCUUUUUCAGUAUCUUUUGCUUUGUCUGUGUCUAUCCAGUGGCCUAGGAAUUAAAGUGUAAGUUGUUUUCACUGUUAUAUUGGAUAUUUAUAUAUAGAGAGAGCGCGCAAGAUUUUCAUGUGUUAUUUAAUUCUGUAUUGUUUCUUAUAUUUGUAGUAAAAUAUUGAACAAUUAAAAGUGUUGGCUCCAAA
Messenger RNA from Mandrillus leucophaeus (drill), 2334 nucleotides. RefSeq names its product CD200 molecule (gene CD200). Lineage: Eukaryota; Metazoa; Chordata; Mammalia; Primates; Cercopithecidae. Gene Ontology annotation, molecular function: cell-cell adhesion mediator activity. The transcript has 6 exons. The coding region runs from base 248 to 1105 and encodes 285 amino acids. The record is from RefSeq and is a predicted model, not a curated record. Gene Ontology annotation, biological process: regulation of immune response; negative regulation of macrophage activation.